UGGAGUUUCCGGGGCACUCCGCGCGCCCUCGGUCCCGGCAGCAGAGCCCCCAGGUCGCGGGACCCCCGCCAUUCGGCUGAUCUCUGCGGCGUGCGCGCGGACCCGCCGGCGGGGUCGGAGGCCCUGAGGAUGUCUGCGGUGUCCCGGAAGCCCAAGACGUUCAAGCUGCGGGCCCUGCACGGCCCCCAGAAGUUCGGGGUGGCGGGGAGCAGCUGCCAGGACGUGCUGCGGAAGGGCUGCCUCCACCUGCAGCUCCCUGUCGCCGGCUCCCGCCUGUGCCUGUACGAAGACGGCACGGAGCUGACCGCAGAAGACUUCUGGAGCGUCCCCGACGGCUCGGAGCUGGUGCUUCUCACCGCGGGCCAGACCUGGCAAGGCUAUGUGAGUGACAUCCGUCGCUUCCUCAGCGCCUUCCACAAGCCGCACGAGGGGCUGAUCCAGGCCGCGCGGCAGCUGCUGUCCGACGAGCAGGCCCCGCUGCGGCAGAAGCUGCUGGCCGACCUCCUGCACACCGUCAGUGAGAACAUCGCGGCCGAGACCAGGGCUGAGGACCCGCCGUGGUUCGAAGGUUUGGAGUCUCGAUUCAGGACUAAGUCUGGGUACCUGAGGUACAGCUGUGAGAGCCGGAUCCGGAGCUACCUGAGAGAGGUGAGCUCUUACGCCUCUGUGGUCAGCGUGGAGGCCCAGGAGGAGUACUCCCGCAUCGUGGCCGUCAUGGGCCGGGAGCUCAGGGCGGCGCAGUACCACGGUACCUACUUCGACAGAGGCGCCAAGGCUGGCCGCCGGCUCUGCACGCCGGAGGGCUGGUUCUGCUGCCAGGGCCCUUUCGACGUAGACGCCUGUGCAUCCAAACACUCCAUCAAUCCCUACGGUAACAGGGAGAGCCGCGUCCUCUUCAGCACGUGGAACCUGGACCACAUAAUAGAGAAGAAGCGCACGGUCGUCCCCACGCUGGCGGAAGCCGUGACGGCACGAGAUGGCAGGGAAGUGGCCUGGGAGUACUUUUACGACCUGCUCUUCACCUCGGAGAACCUGAAGCUGGUCCACAUCGCCUGCCAUAAGAAAACCACCCACAAGCUCAGCUGCGACCCGCGCAGGGUCUACAGACCGCGGUCGAAGCCGAAGAGGCGGUGGCCGGCCCGCAGGGGCCAGUGAUGGGCGUG
Molecule: messenger RNA, 1163 nt
Organism: Lontra canadensis (Northern American river otter)
Lineage: Eukaryota; Metazoa; Chordata; Mammalia; Carnivora; Mustelidae
Gene: DFFB
Product: DNA fragmentation factor subunit beta
Exons: 7
Coding region: 130-1155 (341 amino acids)
Biological process (GO): apoptotic DNA fragmentation; apoptotic process
Cellular component (GO): nucleus; cytoplasm
Molecular function (GO): DNA endonuclease activity
Source: RefSeq, a predicted model, not a curated record